Molecule: messenger RNA, 765 nt
Organism: Phalacrocorax carbo (great cormorant)
Lineage: Eukaryota; Metazoa; Chordata; Aves; Suliformes; Phalacrocoracidae
Source: RefSeq, a predicted model, not a curated record
CCCGCGCUUCCUUUUCGCUGCCGCCGCCCUGAGGUGAGGCAGCCGAGGCGGUCGGGGAGCCGUCCCCAUCCGCCCCCAUCCUGCCCGCGGAGCCCCGCGGGGGCGAUGACCGGGCGCGGGCUCGGGCCGCUUCGCCGGGCGCCCUCGUUGAGCUCCAAAGAUGGUGCGGUACUCACUGGAUCCGGAGAACCCCACCAAAUCAUGCAAGUCACGGGGAUCCAACCUGAGAGUGCAUUUCAAGAACACUCGUGAGACGGCCCAGGCCAUCAAGGGCAUGCACAUCCGCAAGGCCACCAAGUACCUGAAGGAUGUCACCCUGAAGAAGCAAUGUGUUCCUUUCCGUCGCUACAACGGGGGAGUUGGUAGAUGCGCCCAGGCCAAGCAGUGGGGCUGGACUCAGGGACGUUGGCCUAAGAAAAGUGCGGAGUUCUUGCUGCACAUGCUCAAAAAUGCAGAGAGCAACGCUGAGCUCAAGGGUCUUGAUGUGGAUUCUCUGGUCAUCGAGCACAUCCAGGUCAACAAGGCUCCCAAGAUGCGCCGGCGCACCUACCGGGCGCACGGCAGGAUCAACCCGUACAUGAGCUCCCCCUGCCACAUCGAGAUGAUCCUCACUGAGAAGGAACAGAUCGUGCCCAAGCCAGAGGAAGAAGUUGCUCAAAAGAAAAAGAUAUCCCAAAAGAAGCUGAAGAAGCAGAAACUGAUGGCUCGGGAGUAAUUCUGACCCUGCGGAUGUACAUAAAUAAAGUUUUGAGAGGUCGAGAUUUA